UACAAGUAUGCGUAAUAACACGUAUCUACAAGUACAAGUAUUUAUUUCACUUGGCCUAAAUGAUAAGCAACGACUACAUAAGUAACAACUAUCUGGAGCUACUACUUUCUUACCUGAGACAGUGGGUGACUUGACAGAAUCAUGAACAACCUCAUUGUAAUUGCUCUCUUUUGUAUUGCGGCUUCAGCCUACGGACGCCCAAGUGAACUCCUAACAUGUAGUGACAGACUGAAACUGCUCGAGACUUCCAAGCCUCUUCUAGGUCGACCUACCCCAAAAUGUGACGAGAGUGGCGAGUAUGCCCCAGUCCAGUGCCAGGGAUCACAGUGCACAUGCGUCGAGAGCAAGUGGGGAAACCAGAUCAGUGAGGAGUAUACAAUGAACAGAUGGGAGACACAGGGCAUGAAAUGCAAUUGUGCUCGAGACCAGUAUGCCUAUCGUGCCACUGGCAAAUUGGGCCUAUCAUUCAGAUGUACCCAGAACGGUAACUACCACCCAAUCCAGUGCAUAGGCUCUGUGUGUUACUGCGCUGAUGAAAAUGGACUUCAGGGAGAGAACAGCCCAACCGUAGGAAUAUGGGAAACUGAAAAACUCAAAUGUUAAUAGAUGAAAGUUGAAUAGUAUCUAAUUUUUGUAAAUUUGAAAAAUAAAGAUUCAA
This is a messenger RNA of Owenia fusiformis, 658 nucleotides long. Lineage: Eukaryota; Metazoa; Annelida; Polychaeta; Sabellida; Oweniidae. The record is from the annotation of a GenBank genome assembly.